Molecule: messenger RNA, 783 nt
Organism: Lutzomyia longipalpis
Lineage: Eukaryota; Metazoa; Arthropoda; Insecta; Diptera; Psychodidae
Product: general odorant-binding protein 66-like
Exons: 4
Coding region: 42-659 (205 amino acids)
Molecular function (GO): odorant binding
Source: RefSeq, a predicted model, not a curated record
GCAGAGUUCUGUCCAAAAGUGUCCAAGUGAAGUGAUUAAAAAUGCAGAAAUACCUCGUGAUUGGUUUUGUGGUUGUUGCUCUGGCGUGCAAUGCCACGAACGUGGAUGGAAAGAACUGUGUCCCACCAAAUAAAGCUAAUCCUAAGGAGUGCUGCCACUUCCCGCGUCCAAUUAAUGAUGAUCAAUUCCACAAAUGUGUCGAGGAGUUUGGGAAGCAAACACGCAGGAAUUUGGAAGCAAUUGAAUCUGGAGGUCCUGCAAGGGGAUGCUGCGUCUCUGAAUGCGUCAUGAACUCCACGGGAGCCGUUGUUGAUGGACACAUCGAUGUUGGUAUAAUGAAGCGCGUUAUGAAGGAAGUGAGCGGUGAUGUGUCUGAAUGGGAGGAAAUUGUGGGAAAAGCCACGGAAAAGUGCAUUGGUGAGGCUGAAGCGAAAACCGAUGAAUUUGAGAAAAUCAUGCUGCUUCCCCCACUGAAUCCCGAUGAUCGCGUUUGCAAUCCCAAAUUCGGCUUCAUGAUGGAGUGCAUUAUGAAGGAAUUGUACCUCAAUUGCCCCGAGAAGAUCUUCCAAAAGGACAAGCCUGAAUGUGAGGAACUCAAGACCUACAUGGGCGAAUGUCCGUAUCCAAAGAAGAAGUUGGAAUUGACUGAGGAAGAAUAAAUCACGCAUUGCAAAAAAUAAGAAACAAAUAAUCUCGUUGUAAAGUUCACCAAUUAAGUUUGCAUCAUUGUGACUCUUUGCGGAAAUUUCAAAUAAAGCUGUGAAAUAAAAUUGAUUCGUCGAA